Poecilia reticulata (guppy) is the source of this 2329-nucleotide messenger RNA. RefSeq names its product zinc finger protein 362b (gene znf362b). Gene Ontology annotation, molecular function: RNA polymerase II cis-regulatory region sequence-specific DNA binding; DNA-binding transcription factor activity, RNA polymerase II-specific. Gene Ontology annotation, biological process: regulation of transcription by RNA polymerase II. The record is from RefSeq and is a predicted model, not a curated record. NCBI's taxonomy places the organism in Eukaryota, Metazoa, Chordata, Actinopteri, Cyprinodontiformes, Poeciliidae.
AAUUCACUUGCUAAUGUGAAUGAAACCCGUAUUUUAUUGCAGCAUAAUUUAGCACGCCAUACAUUGUGUUGUAAUGGAGUGCUCCAUGAUGUAGCGUCCGGGGAUAUUGUUGCAGUGCGUAUGUGGUGGAUAAAUACGCCUUAAAAUAUCGCUACGUUAUUCACCUGGCAAGUACAGCACAGCAAAAAUGAACAAGCCGCUGUAUGUGAGCCUUGCAGCAGCACCCAGAAGUGAACAAAGCGACCCGGAAGCGGUGGUCCGACUGGAGGCAGACAGAACAUCAACCUUUUAUAUUAUAGCUGUUCUCGCAAGACAAUAUCUGCAGCCAGGACACAAGGAUGGCAGAGCCUCGAUUUAACAACCCCUAUUUUUGGCCACCACCUCCCUCCAUGCCAGGCCAGCUGGAUAACCUGGUCCUCAUUAACAAGAUCAAGGAGCAGCUGAUGGCGGAGAAGAUUAGACCUCUGCACCUGCCGCCUACCUCCACCCCGUCCCAGCAGUCGCUGCUGGUGCCCACCUCGUCGCCGGACGGCGGCGCUCCGCACGGCAUGCCGGUCCCAAAGCCUCAGUCGCAGCAGGUGCCGGCCCACCACUCGCAGCCGCAGGGCUCCGGGCAGCCAGACAUCGCUCUGCAUGCUCGUCCCGCCUCCGGCUCUGGGCCAGAUGGAAAUCUGGAUGACAAGUCAUCGGUAAAGGCCAAAGGAUUGUGGGAGGACUGGCACAUGAGACAGCUCACCGAGCAAUCGGGCCGGAUCAACCAUCGUUCAGGCCUGGCUCCUUCAUCUCGACCCGACAACCACAGCACCUCGGAGGCCCUGACCCCCACCACCCUGACCUCGAGCAGCCAGAACCGAAUGGGCGGGGCUCCUUCUGUGAACAUCAUCUCCGGACUGGCGAGCGGUCCCGGCAUGGACCACAUGAAGGGCGGACUGGCCGGACUCCUGGGCCCUCCGCCCAAAGCACCUCGGGGGAGGAAGAAGAUAAAAGCGGAAAACACAACCGGGCCUCUUCUGGUCGUGCCCUACCCCAUCCUGGCCGACCAGGGCUGCGUCACUGUGGCACCUAAAGAGGGCAAAACCUACAGAUGCAAAGUCUGCCCGCUCACCUUCUUAACCAAGUCAGAGAUGCAGAUUCAUUCCAAGUCCCACACAGAGGCCAAGCCACACAAGUGUCCCCACUGCUCCAAGACAUUCGCCAACGCCUCCUACCUUUCCCAGCACCUGCGCAUCCACCUGGGGAUCAAGCCCUACCACUGCUCCUACUGCGAGAACUCGUUCCGCCAGCUGUCGCACCUGCAGCAACACACCAGAAUCCAUACUGGCGACCGGCCUUACAAAUGUGCUCAUCCUGGAUGUGAAAAAGCUUUUACUCAGCUGUCUAACCUUCAGUCUCACCAGAGGCAGCACAACAAAGACAAGCCGUACAAAUGUCCCAACUGCUACCGUGCCUACUCAGACUCCGCAUCGUUGCAGAUCCACUUGUCGGCGCACGCCAUCAAAAACGCUAAGGCCUACUGCUGCAGCAUGUGCGGCCGGGCAUACACCUCAGAGACCUACCUUAUGAAGCACAUGUCCAAACACACAGUCGUGGAGCACCUAGUGAGCCACCAAUCGCCGCAGAGGACCGAGUCCCCGGGCAUCCCCAUCCGGAUCUCCCUCAUCUGAGCUCGGCGGGCGUCCAGCAGCAGGAUUUCUCGGUCUGGGUCGGGCCGGACGUCCGGAGGCCCUGCACCCCACGUUCACCUACAUAAGGCUUACAUUAGCGUUGUGACAGCUGACACAAGCAUUCGGUGUUAAGAUUCAGUAAACGGACUGCCUCCAUCCGUCUCCACCUGGGCUGUCUGGCGGUAAAAAAAAGAAAACAACUAAAUUAUAUAUAUAUAUAUAUAUAUAUAUAUAUAUAAACAAAUCAAAUCAAAUAAGAGCACAGCGUUGUUUCGUGAAUGUAACAGUACAGCUUGACGUUGAGCCGGCGGUCCGAGCGGCAGAGAAUGUCUUGCGUCAGAUUCAGUAAGCACUUUGGUAAGCAUCAUGUAAACCGUUGGAUGCAUUGGCCUGUUAAAUAUAUUUUAGAUACUUUUUUUUUUUUUUACCCCAUUCAGUUUAAUUAUUUUGUCCCCGCCCCCUUUUCCAUAAAAUGGGUUUUCAAAACUUGGCCUUUUUAAAGUAUUGAGAGAGGAUGUAUGUGGGUGGGGGGGUGAAAAAAAAUGUUUGCUGGGUGUAUUUGGAAAACAUCCAAAGAUGAUCUUAAAGCACUUUUUGGCACUGUGGUUUUGGCUCAAACUGUUUCAAUCAAGUUGGAAGGAAAAUGCCAAAAAAAAAAAAAAAAA